AUGAUGAGUACCUACAUAGGCACCAAGUGUGUUGGAGCCCAAGUCGGUCAGCUGCAGGUCUGCGAGGCGGCAUCCAACGGUGGCUGUGGUACAAGCUCCAGCAGCACCACCACUACUCUUUCCAGAACAACCACUUCUCCAAGCUCUCCGCCAGUGCAGUCACCGCUGCUGCAUGGUUUCAGCGACCAGGAGUUUCUUGAGGGCGGCGUCGAGCUGUCACCAACAAAGGCGGAAUCCUCCGAAGAGUUCCUGCCGCUUUCCACGCAGCCGCUUUCUUGGUUGGACUCGGACUCUGCGCUGGAGCGAUUCUGGCCCUUCGAUUCGACCUCGCCCAAGGCCUUGUUCUUGGACUACGACGGGACCUUGCGCGAGUUUGAAAGUAGCCCAGAGCUUGCAGUCCCGACACAGGAAGUGAUGAGCCUCCUGAAGGCACUGGAUAGCCGUCCGGACUUCAGGCCCCACAUCAUCAGCGGCCGUGGCUCUGAGUUUUUGGAAGCUCAUUUUGGAAGCCUGAACACGUUUACGUUGAUCGCGGAGCACGGAUACCACAUCUCGCCACCAUUGGCAGAUGGCCGAGAUGGCGAAUGUCGCAAGUGGGAGCUUUGGGAGCAUUUUGGUGGCGAUGCGAAACAUUUCACCGAGCACAAAAAUUGGAAGGCAACGCUGCGUGAAGCCAUGUCCCGCCUGGCAGACCAGCACGCGGGCAGCCGUCUUGAGGAGAAGCAGUCUUCCCUUGUUUGGCACUACCGACAGUUGGCAGAUGAGGCCACCGCCGACACGGCUGUGGCAAAGGCGUGGGAAGACCUCCAGCAGCUGUGUAAGCGCGAGCGGCUUCAGGACAUCAACCUCUCCAAAGGCCACAAGGUCUUGGAGGCGUCCUACCGAAAUGUUCGGAAAGGCUUGGUAAUGAGACGAUUGUGUGAGGAGAAGGCUCUGUUUGGAAAGCCAUAUUCUGCCGUUCUUGCUGCUGGCGAUGACGUCUCAGACGAGACAAUGUUUGAGGCGGCCCCUCGAGAUUUCCUUACCAUCAAGGUCGGUGCCGGCAGCACCACUGCCAGCUUGCGCCAGAAGCUGACUGUCACUGUGCAUCUUGAGUUCCAGGUAAAGCAGGACGUUUCCCACUCAGGCGCCGAGUCACCAGAGGAGCUCAGGCAGUUUCUUUGGCGCCUGGUGUUCGAGCCCCAUAUCUCGAAGAUUGACGGAGAUCCUCAGAACAAAGCGGGGCCUGCAGCAACUUGUAGCAACAUCCUAGAUCUCCAAGGUCCUGCAGGUGAUGAGCCCUCAUCACAGCUUGGUCUCAUGGAACUGCAGACGACGAGUACAGCCCAGACCCCGGUCUCAGGCGCCCACACAAAGCAGAUGUUGAACAUGUCCAUCAUUUGCCUCAGGUCAGCUAGUUCCGAAGACAUCGACUGCGAUGCAGGGGUCAGUCAUGCUGCAGCGUGGUCCUUGGUGCCGGAACGGUCCUGUCGUGCGCUCUUUGUUUGGUUGACUAUCUCGGGCGCCCCACGCGAGAUCACGAAGCAGAGUGGAACACUACGCAACGGGAAUCUGGACAGUAAAGGUCUGCAGGCAGUCCGCUUGUCGUCUUUGCUGCGUGGCUUCGGCCUUUGUCCAGUCGAAAUCUCCAAGCAGGAGUCAAAGUCUGCUAUCUCUGUCCUCAAGGCCGCGUACAGAGACAAAGCCAAGGAGCAGCAUCCUGAUCUAGCCCCGCGUGAGCGGCAAGCAGAAGCUGAGAAAAACUUUGUCAAGCUCAGCACUGAGUUCGACGAGGCUCUCAAGCUCCUUGAAGCAGGAGUUUUGCCAGUGGCACGUGCGCCAACCGCUACAGCAGACCUCAAUCUAGGUCUUCGCAAUGGCACGUCGCAAGCAGCAUGGCACCCGCACUUCACGUCUCCUGAAUGGCGAGCUGUGAAUCGUCAGUUCACGCACUCUGAGCAGCCGAAAUUUGACACCUACACGCGAGUCAAGGGCCAUCUGAUUGUCUGGAGUGGCGCGUUCAUCUUCUUGACUUGCUUGAGGGAGUUUCUGGUCGGCUUUGCCGGUGGAACCUGGGCGUGGCAUCCGCCAAAGGAUUUGAACCCUUUCUGGGUGAGAAGAUAUGAUGGUGCCUGGUCUGACAAGGACAAGCAGGAGAAGGGGGAGCCGCAGUCCCCUCCUGGACGCCCUCAGCCAGUGAAGAGCGAGAAGGUUCGGCCAGUUUCGGACUUCUAUGCCAAGCGGCAUGUGAGCAAGGUGCGCAAGAAGUACUCUCCAAGAGGUCACGGGCCGAGUCUUUGA
Molecule: messenger RNA, 2280 nt
Organism: Symbiodinium natans
Lineage: Eukaryota; Dinophyceae; Suessiales; Symbiodiniaceae
Source: the annotation of a GenBank genome assembly